Molecule: messenger RNA, 1424 nt
Organism: Rana temporaria (common frog)
Lineage: Eukaryota; Metazoa; Chordata; Amphibia; Anura; Ranidae
Gene: AP1AR
Product: adaptor related protein complex 1 associated regulatory protein
Exons: 10
Coding region: 112-981 (289 amino acids)
Biological process (GO): regulation of Arp2/3 complex-mediated actin nucleation; negative regulation of substrate adhesion-dependent cell spreading; negative regulation of cell motility
Molecular function (GO): AP-1 adaptor complex binding
Source: RefSeq, a predicted model, not a curated record
GUCUGGAGUGCUGGUGUACGGGGGCGCGCACACGGAAGGUCUCCUGUGAGGAGUAGAGCGCGCAUAGGCGCGUCCCCUGGCUUACAGUGUGCGCUCCCGGGUCAGUAUGCCAUGGGGAUCUGCUGGACGCGGUGCUGCAGCCUCCUCCGUAGGAAUAGCAGCCGGUUACAGAGAGCAGGAGGAGGAUCAAAAUACUUCAGAAACAGUUCAAGAGGAGAGCAUUUUACUAUCGAGUUUGAAAAUCUUGUAGAAAGCGAUGAGGGUGAAAGUCCAGGAAGUAGUCAGAGACCUUUAAGUGAGGAAGAAAUAUGUGAUUUAAAGGAACGUCACUACGACUCUAUUACUAAGAGACAGAAAUCCGAUGAUGUCCGGUUACAGCGUGAGUUAGCGUUACAAGAGGAGAAGUUAAAACUAGAAGAGGAGGCUUUAUACAAUGCAAAGCGUGAAGCUGCCAGGGCAGCCAAGCAGAAAAAGAUAUUGGAGCAAUAUCGGCAGCAGUGGAUAAAACAGAGAGCUCAAGCUACAAAGAAUGGUGACAGCUCUGUCCCAGAAGAUUUUGAAUCCUAUUUGCAUAGUGUAAGGUCUCAAUAUGAAGCUGUCAGAAAUAGCAGGCUAUCAUCCGAUGCAAAUCUCCUCACGCCUAAUACAGAGAGUAGUUGUGAUUUAACAACUAGAACAAAGUCAACAAGUGGGAACGAUGACAACACCUCACUGGACCUUGAGUGGGAAGAUGAAGAAGGAAUAAACCGACUAGUUCCAAUGCGGGAACGCUCAAAGACUGAAGAGGAUAUCCUCCGGGCAGCCUUAAAAUACGAUGAUAGAAUACCCGAAAGCCAACGAGCCUCUGCCUCGGAUGACUCCAAUGGCCUGGAGUGGGAGAACGAUUUUGUGAGCGCUGAGAUGGAUGAUAAUGGGAACUCUGAGUAUGCCGGGUUUGUAAACCCUGUGAGCGAACUUUCUGCAGACCUGCAGGACAGAUAGGAGCUGCUUUGGACCAAGAAUUGUUUUCAUUACCAAACAAAAAAAGCUUUCUGCUCUCCCUUCUGCGGGGUAAUGAAUGUACAUAAUUUUCAGAGCCUUUUUUAGUUAAAAAAAAAUAAAUUCAAUAAAAGAGCAACAAGAAAUGAGAAACUGGACAAAAUAAGUGCAAUUCUUAUUUUUUUUUCUUGCCACAGAAUUUUUCUCAAUUAUAAAUCGUGGGGUGGGGGGUAAUUAGAAUAUUUCACAUUGUCUCCGAUCACUAAUAAAUGAUAUGCACUAUUUGAAGACUGAGAUUUCGGCAAUUGUUUUGCACUUGUCUCCUCUGGACCAGAUUGUUUUUACUUGUUUACGCAGAUAGCACCUGUUGAAUGUAAAUGUGGUGGAAGAACAUGUUCAUGUGCUAAGCCUGGAGUUCAGCGGAACAAAGUUGUUUAACAAGAUAA